This is a messenger RNA of Polypterus senegalus (gray bichir), 6326 nucleotides long. Its product is annotated as mastermind-like protein 2. Gene Ontology annotation, cellular component: nucleoplasm; nuclear speck. The transcript has 5 exons. The record is from RefSeq and is a predicted model, not a curated record. NCBI's taxonomy places the organism in Eukaryota, Metazoa, Chordata, Cladistia, Polypteriformes, Polypteridae. Gene Ontology annotation, biological process: Notch signaling pathway; positive regulation of transcription of Notch receptor target. Gene Ontology annotation, molecular function: transcription coactivator activity. The coding region runs from base 886 to 3885 and encodes 999 amino acids.
UCUGUAAUCUCCGUGCAGUGAGGUAGUAGUUUUCGCACAAACAUCUGACAAGAGACAGCGGUAGAAGAGGGUACUUGUUUUGUUUUUAUUUUUCCCAAUUCUUAUUUUCUUUCUCGGUCCAUUUAUUUUUUGUUUCUCUUUGCGUGGCAUCUCCGGUGGUCCAUCCCCACGCGUAUUCGGGAGGAUUAUUAAAGCGCCCCCACCCUACUCCACACCCCCCUCUCCCGCAAGCGGAGAAGCAGUGGGAAACACUUCAGCGAUCUUGCUAAGUUUUGUUUGGAUGAAUCAGAUGCACAGGGGAAAUACGAAGUUUGGUUUCAACAAUACGGACGAGAAAUUACACGCCUUCGAAAACGGGAUUAUAGCCCUGCGUGGAAAAGCUUGCGGAUUGAAUGUGAGAUUUACUUGAUUGGAAUUCUGGUUUUGAUUCACUUGGCUUGAUCUUGAGCGGAGUCUCUUUGCUUUGCUAAUUAAAACUUGUGUCACCUGGAGAGAAGGUGUCCAGACCGAGGAGAAUUCGCCGUGGACAUCGCAAAGAAAGUAAGGCUCGUGCGCUAACGCCGCUCCACUGUUUACACUGGGUGCUUAUCUUAACUUUUGUUAUGGGCUCUUUGUUGCAGACAAGAUUUGGAAAGCCUUAUCAGUGACAAGGUGAAGAGGCAUCGCCGCGCUAGCGAUUGAGGGCACCGAUUGUCUUUAUUUGCCCACGAGCAUCCAGUUCUUUAAGUGCAAUUCAGUAUGCACUUUGUGAAAUAUCAUUUUAACUUUGCUGGAGACAUUAACACACCUCAGAAGUAGCGUGCUUUUUAAAAUUUCAAAUUCUACACUGCAAAGUACAAUUAAACAAGUGAAAACAUUGCCCACGCUAGCAGACUGACUGGCAGGAUGGGGGAAGCGGCUCCCCCUCAGCCCCCAGCGGGCAGCUUCGUGCCUCUCCUAGGUGGGGUGCCCGGGCCGGGAAACGGUUCUCGCGGGUCAGCGGUACCGCAGCUGCACAGUGCAAUCGUGGAGAGGCUCCGUGCUCGUAUUGAGCUGUGCCGGCGACACCACACAAGCUGCGAGAACCGCUACCAGCGCGGCCAGGCAGAGAGCAGCGACCGGGAGCGGGAGAGCACACUGCAGCUGCUCAACAUUGUCCACCAGGGGCCGGGCAGUCGAAAGACCAAGCACGGCAAAGCAGCGUCCCAACCCCAGCAGGCAUUAGCACCGCCGCCGCAGUCGCAUGAGUUUAACGGAAGGGCCAACGGGGAGCAGAAGCCUCAGCGCCCGGCGGGGGCACCAGAGGAGGAGCACCGGAAUCCUACGCGCAUCGCAGGUUUAUUGAGGAGAAAACUUGAAGGGAAUCCACCACCAGGAUAUAAUUCAAAACCUAAUGGAAUUUCAGAUGCCAGCUUUGUACCUAAUUUUAAGAGAGUGCGAGUGGAUGAGAGCAUUCCUCUUGGUCAUGGUGGAUGUACCUUCAAUAAUGGAGAAUCCCAGACAAUGUCAGGUGCUGGAACAAUGGCCCAUGCCAUACUCAGAAAAGAUGAACGAAUGCUGCCACCCUCUUGUGUAGGUGACAUGUUUAGCCUUACUUUAAAAGAGAUGAAAAAGGAGCCAGGAGAAGUCCAUUCUUGUGUCCAGGCUUCCUCGGACCACAUCAUGACUUUUGACUUCAAGGAUGAACCUGGGUCUGAAAUUGAUCCAGAUCUUCAAGAUUUGUUUGAUGAGCUCACAAAAACUGUUCCAACAAUGAGUGAUUUAGAGUUUGAGAAAAUGCUGAAUACCACUAUCAAACAAGAUGAGCCCUUCAACUCUGAUAUUAGCAGGCAAACACAGGCUUCAUUAUCUAAGCCUUCACCACCACUAGAGAAAAUGGUCAUUAAAACUGAGUACACACCAAGUUUCAGUCAGGCUCCUGUCAUGGUGCCACAACUAAGACCAUCAUCUUCAGGGCCUACUUUUUCUUUAACAAAGAAAUCAAUUUCCCCAUCUCCUGUACUGUCUGUUCCUCAGAAUCAUAACCAAGUUUCACAAGGACCUUCAGGUCCAACUAGGUCUGUAAACAACUGGCCAGAGGUCUCACACUCUGAGCAUCUAAAACAGAUAGCAGCAAGCCAACAGCCAACUGCCAUGCUACAUCAUCGACAACAGCAGCAACCUCAGCAACAGAAUCAAGCUGCAGCAGUUGCAACUAGCUGGGCAUCAACUCUGUCAACACGUUCUUCUCCUGGAUCCUUCAGACAAGAGAAAAAUCCAAGUCCUGCUUCCCUUUGCUCUCAGAGAAUUAGCCCACAGAACUCUAUAAUGACAUCAGUGAGCAACAGCCAUUCCAGAGAGGUGAACAACUGCCUCUUCAAAGUAAACACCAGUGCAAGCUCCAUGGACACUAAAGUCCUCAAUAUAAAGCCUUUGCCUCAUUUUGGAUCAAAGCUUGGCAAUCAAUCAAUGUCAAUGAUGGUGGGCUCACAGGGCAAGUCAAAUGUUUUGUCCUAUACACCACAGCAACAGCAGCAGCAGCCGCCACAAGCCUCUGUUCAGAACCAAUCACACCAUCCAGCUCCUUUCCAAAAUCACACUAUGCCUCAUCUCCCAAAUGUCAACUUGGCUUUGCAACCCAAAGGCUUGCCAGAGAAGAUGCAAAUAAACCUUCAGCCACCAGCACUUCUUUAUAAAAUGGGUCAACACAGACAGCCUCAGCCCUCUCUGAUUCCUGGAUCCCACCCGCCUGCUGACAAUGGCUUCCUGAACACCACUUCUCAGACGCAACAGCAGAUCAACCAUCAGAAAAUUAUGGGAAAGGCACAGGUCCUUCAACGCCAGUUAGCUUUACAGGCACAAAUUAUUGCUGAUCCGGAUAAAAUGAGCCCACAAGAUCAACUAAACAGACAUCUGACAAGACCCCCUCCAGAUUACAAGCAGUCCAGAAGAGGGCCUGCUGGGAUACACUCACCUAGUCAAUAUUCAGGUGGAGGGAGUGGACUUUCAAUUGGUAUAAACUCCAGCCAGUCUCUGACAAAUACUGCCUCCAAUCAGGGUUCUUUGCAGACAAGUUCCUGCCAGAUUGUUAGUCAAGGCACUAAAAUGGUACCUGUGUCUAAUGAUAAAAUGUAUGUUGGCAGUCUUGAUCCACAACAAGGGGCAUUUAAUCUUCCAACUGGGGUGGCAGCCAGCCAGCAACAUGGAAACCAAAACCAGAUAGCAGUGAACCAAAACAACCCCAGGUUUCAAGCUCCUGGUAACCUUGUGGACAGCAUUUCUUUUGUGUCUGCACCAGUGGCCAGUAGUCAGCAUAUGAGACCACCAGUGAAUCAAAAAGCUGCAGGCUUACCAGGACAGAGAUUUGCAAACAUGAUGAUCAGUUCUGGCAUGAUGACAUCUAGUUGGGCUUCAUCUGAAGGAGCCAAGCAGACUCUUACUUCACUAAUAGGGUGUAGAAGAUUUCCAAAUACUUUACAGUCUCAUCAACCUCUGCAAUCUGAAAUGGCCAAUCAGCACUUUGCACAGCAAUCAAUGGCCCCGCCAAAUCAUAUGGACACAAAUGCUGCCAUGCGGACAAUAAACCCAGUGAACCAGACCACACUUGCUUCUGUUCAAGGACCUACACCAAGACCUAAUCAACCAAGAAUGACAGCAAUGCCUACGAUGGGCAGCAUGAACCAGAUGACUCAAUCCCAGAGCAUAACAGCAGGCACAUUUCCUGUCUCCAAUCAUAAUACGCAAAGCUUUUCAGGAAGUAGUCAGAGUAAUGACAUGAGCUUUGAUUUCCUCCAACAAGGUGACAACACUGUGCCAGUAAUCAAUAGUGAUUCAGACUUUAUAGACUCUCUUUUAAAAUCUGGCACAGGCAAUGAUGACUGGAUGAAGGAUAUUAACCUGGAUGAGAUUUUAGGAAGUCACUCCUAAAUGGUAAAAGAUUUGGUUAUAAAGUAUAUGAACAUGAUCAUUUUUGGAAAUCAUGCAGGAAAUCAAAGGGGAAAGGCUGACUUCAAUUGUUGUUGCUAACUGAUGUCAUACACAGUUGAAAUGUCUACAAUAAGCCUUUACAUUUCUUUUUUUUUACACUUUUGUAAUAUUGUAUUAUUUUUUGUAGUAUUAUUAAAACCCAGAAAAUCUGGGAUUGUAACCAAUAGUAAUACAAAAAAACUCAUAAUGUUUUUAUACGAAUAUUAACACAUUCUAGAGAAAUUUUCUUGCCUGGUGUGGCUUAUUACAGGUUACAUUCAGAAUCUGCUAGAAAGACAAACAUCACACUACUCUCUCCUCUUUUUAACCCACAACUUUAGAGUUUGUUGAGGUCAGAUAAAUUCAUGUUAAAGAUGAAUCAGUUUAGCUUACCUGCCUUUCAACUCAAGUGAAACAGAUCUACAUCACUUGGUUGAGUUAAGAACACAUUUGAGGCGCCUUUCACUAUACGUUCACUGGACAUGAAGGAAAGCACUCUGCAAGAACUAUCUCAGACUCCAUUCAUUUUCGAAAUCCACAUUAUUCACUACAAAGGAAGUGAAAGACAGACCCUAUCCAAUCAGCAUCAGGAAUAAGGCUGAACAUCACACUGAGUGAAGUACCAGUCUAUUGUAAAAUAUCAUGUGCUGUAAUUCACUAAGCAAAAAAUCCACUUCAGAAAAAAAAAGAACCAUCUACACUUCAAUUCACAAUACAAUACACUUUCUACACUUUAAAUUAAAAAACAAUAAUACCCUUACAAAAAACGUUAUUCCCUUUUCCAGGCUUUAACAGUGUGGCCCACAAAGUUGAUCAUUCAGUCUGCAUCACUGCUUACUGUGACCUUGAGUACUAAAGCAGUAGUAAUAUAUAAGCAAGUGUGCUGUGCAUUUGAAAUACUAAAAUAAAUGCGUAUAUGUAAUGUGAUGUUGCCAUCCACCACAUUUCAUACACUAGGCCAAACAAUACAUGCCCAAGUUUUCUAGUCUACUAAUUCAUUUCGACUAUUUCUUUUCAGGUACAGUAUGAUGGUCAAUGUUUAAUCAGCAUUAUACUCUUCCUAGAAUUCACACAUAAAAAGUAAGCAAUCAAGCACUGCUAAGAAUAUAGGUUACAGAAGAUUUCAGGUUUCCUGACAACAAGAUAAGUUUCAUAUUCCAUGCUCAAUGAAGUAACUUAGCAUGAUUGGUAAAGCACUGAAUAACCUGAAUUAGGAUCAACCCUCCUUCUAAAUUGUACCACAUAGCAAGAUGUAGUUUAAAAGGAUUGCAUGCCUGCUACUUGUGUGAAAAUGCCACAUUAAAGGGAUUGUUCAAAUCUUGCAUUUUUUGUAAUACAGUCUAAUGUGUCCAGAUCCAAUUGUUAAUUUACUUAGUCACUUAAUCAUAACAGUACAGUAGUUUAAUAUUUAGAGUGCAUAUUGGUGCAGUGUAAAAAAUGCUCUAAACUGAUUUAAAUAACUGUUUGACCUCAUCUAUGCUGCUGGUCUGGACAUCUGGAAAGGGACAAUGUCAGAAAAUGAAAAGAGGUUUUUGCAAAGCAAGAACUUUUAGUUUUUAUUUACUUGAAAUAACCAGUUUAAAUCUGUUUAUAGUGUUUGUGUGUAUUCCACUGAUAUUUUUGUCUGCAUCCAUUUAAAAUGGCAUAUUGAAUAUUAUUAUAUUAAAUUAGAUUAUGAUUUACCAAACAAUUCCAAAUUUUUUAUACUCUAAGUCUGGCUGAACAACCUGCUUGUUUUAUUAAUGCAAAAUUAUGAAAUCAGAUACAUCUGUUUUCCUCAUUAAGGUUGUGUAGUUGGAAAUCUGCCCCACAAAUGUGCAUAUCAUCAGCAGCAAAACGUGACUGAUGUAAGGACUUGAACUUGUACCCCAUGGAGACUGGGCUAACUGCAUUCAAGCAUUGUCCGUGUUUCUAAAAUAACAAUCUUUUACUACAAACAUAUUCAGGAAGUCUCUUCCAGUUUUAGAAGCUGCUCAUGUGAAUGAAUGCAUCUGUGGUUUGUUAAAAAUUGAGCAUUAAAUCCCAUAUUAUAAAUGUCAUCCUAAAUUCAAGCCACUUGCCUAGAUUGAAUUGUACAGAUUUUACUAUUAACAUUAUGUAAAGAUUUGUAAAGUAUGUUUUGAUAAACAAAUCUUAUUCUUCAGAAGAUUAUAUUUAUACUUCUGUGAAUCAAAUGUAGUAAAAUGUUAUAUUUUGUACUGAACUUACAGUAUGUUAUUUCUUUGAGUGUAUUUUGAGUGUUUUGUGUGCAUGUGGAGAAAGUGUGUAUGUGAAUGAAUGUUUGUCAGUGUUUGUCUUUACAGUGUACAGUAUGUAAGAAUUGUUUGAUUAUUAUUGUCAAAUGUCACAUAAAUGUUGUUAAGUCCCAACAUUAAAGCAACUAAAUGUUUUCAACUGAAAAA